Messenger RNA from Sceloporus undulatus (fence lizard), 866 nucleotides. Its product is annotated as putative claudin-24. The coding region runs from base 87 to 755 and encodes 222 amino acids. The transcript has a single exon. Lineage: Eukaryota; Metazoa; Chordata; Lepidosauria; Squamata; Phrynosomatidae. The record is from RefSeq and is a predicted model, not a curated record. Gene Ontology annotation, molecular function: structural molecule activity. Gene Ontology annotation, biological process: cell adhesion; bicellular tight junction assembly. Gene Ontology annotation, cellular component: plasma membrane; bicellular tight junction.
UCUCAGAGCUGCAGCCGCCAUAUAAGGUAGCAAUUCUUAUAGAGGGAUCCAAAAGACUUUCCACUCAGGCGAUUUCAUCCUUUAGAAUGGCUUUAAUGUACCGAACCACGAUGCAGUUAGCUGGAAUUUUGUUUUCUUUGUUGGGAUGGGUGUUAUCCUGCCUCACCACCUAUCUACCUCAGUGGAAAAAUCUCAACUUAGAAUUGAAUGAAUUGGAGAUCUGGACAAUGGGACUCUGGCAAGCUUGUGUAUUCCAAGAAGAAGGUGGAAUGCAGUGCAAGGAAUUUGAUUCUUUUCUGGCUUUACCCUUUGAGCUCAAAAUUUCUAGGAUUCUGAUGUUCACAUCCAAUGGAUUAGGACUUUCUGGCCUUUUACUCUCAGGUCUUGGACUGGACUGCCUGAAGAUUGGGGAACAACAACAGGAUCUAAAGAAGAAGCUACUGCUUAUGGGAGGAAUAUUCUUCUGGAUAUCAGGCAUUACAGCCAUAGUCCCAGUGUCUUGGGUUGCUCACACCACUGUGCAGGAGUUUUGGGAUGAAAGUAUUCCAGACAUCGUGCCCAGGUGGGACUUUGGGGAAGCUCUCUUUGUAGGAUGGUUUGCAGGAUUUUGUCUCAUCUUAGGAGGCGCACUCUUAAAUUGUACAGUUUGUUCCACUGAUACUCAAUCAUCCUUGGUCCAUUAUACAGUGGCAGAAGUGCAAGAUACUUGUCAAUACUUGGAAAGUGACAACAGACCCAAAAGCCUAAGCAUCUAAGAGAGAUAGAAGGGCUUCUUUUUCUUCUGAGACACUUAAAAACACCAGCCAGAAUCUUGUUCCAAUUAAGAUUCAAAGGACUCUUUGUUCCCUAGCUGAUUCAUUCCACAU